This is a messenger RNA of Symbiodinium natans, 1281 nucleotides long. The record is from the annotation of a GenBank genome assembly. Lineage: Eukaryota; Dinophyceae; Suessiales; Symbiodiniaceae.
AUGGCACCCAGCCAGAGCAAGACGACGAAUACGACCAAGCUCGCUGGCAUGGCCAAGGCAGUGCUGAAGAAACCUUCUUUCAAGAAGCCAGCAGCUUGCUUGAAGCCAGCAGCUUGCUUGGCCAUGGUGCCUUUCCAGGAGGAGGACGCCCAGCCGGUGGAGGACCAGCAGUUGGUGGAGGACCACCAGGAAGAGCCCCAUGUGGAAGAGGAGGAUGUGGACAAGAAGCCCAAGGUCGUCCUCAGCGAAGCUGCCCUCCAGGACCACAACCGCUUCGUCCAGGAAGCCCGGGAGCUCGGAGAUAAGGAGUUCGACGAGAACUUCAAGAAGCUGUCGGACUCAGCCAAGCAAGCUUUGUGGAAAAGAUUCGAGCAAUCCAGGAAGGAGCACAAGGUCCAGGACAGCUUCCUUCAGGCCACCCAAGGGUCGGGCCAGCUGACCAGAAAGCGAUCCUUGUUGAAAGGAUGGAUCAAAGACGGUGGAAAGCCGUCCAAGUUCUAUCGCCAAGCGACGGUGGGAUUCGAGUCCAGGCAAGACAAGAGCUUGGAAAACCGCUGGCUCAGCCACAAAGAAACGGUUGACAAGAUAGGAGAACGGGAGUUGAAACUCAGGGUCCAGAGCCAGACCAUCCAGCACCGCCGGAACCCAGAGGACUCCCGGUUCUUUCAGUUCAAGCUCACGGAGGAAAAGGACCAGACAACCACCUCCCGCAGGACCUCCUCCGUGGUGAAGGCCGAGAACUCAGCCGACCUCAAUGACUUCUUGGCUCUGGACUCCAGGCAGGACGUCCCCAUGCUGGAGGACUUCGCCCUCCACGAGGCAGAGGACGACGACAACGACAAUGAGCACGACGACCUCUUGGCCUCUGUGGGCUUGGACAAGCAGGAUGGCCGGGGCAAGGCCCAAGGUAGCAGUGGAGAGACCCAGAAGAAGCAGCCCAAGUCCACCAAGCAGCCCAAGCCCACCAAGUGGGAGACCGCCAGCCAAGUGACUGCUCAGACAACGAGGCAGCAGGUGGAGGACAAGGUGAAGCUUUUCCUCACCGAGCUGGCCAAGGAGUACGGUGUGCUGGAGGGCCUGAAGAAGCAGACCAGCAACUCCAGCCAUGUGAAGAGCCUGGCCAAGCAUGCCCAGAUCAUGGAGAAGUGCCGGAGCAGCCUCUCCAAGGCCAAGGGAGGAUCUGCUGAGAAGCUGAAACCCCUGCUCCUCGAGGCUGUGCGGGUGCUCCAAGAUGCCAAGAAGAUGAAGGCUGAGGUGACGAAGGCAAUUCGAAGUAGCUAG